This is a messenger RNA of Morchella importuna, 222 nucleotides long. RefSeq lists its product as uncharacterized. The record is from RefSeq and is a predicted model, not a curated record. The transcript has 3 exons. Lineage: Eukaryota; Fungi; Ascomycota; Pezizomycetes; Pezizales; Morchellaceae. The coding region runs from base 1 to 222 and encodes 73 amino acids.
AUGAUCCACCCCAAGAUCCAGCUCCGCUCCUUUUCCAGCUCUAGUCUGAGACCUAGAUCGGCGUCGUCAAGGCCGAGGGUUAUUGGCGUGUAUGGAUACAUAGUUGCUGGAUUUACACUCCCAUUCGCGGUACCGGCAGCGAGAAGGCGGUCGAGCAUCCAAGGGGAUAUCAGCGGUAUGGACCGGAAGGAGGAAUUGAGUCUGUAUCAUUGCUGCCGGUAA